Aphanomyces invadans is the source of this 6873-nucleotide messenger RNA. RefSeq lists its product as hypothetical. Gene Ontology annotation, molecular function: transmembrane transporter activity; 1,3-beta-D-glucan synthase activity. Gene Ontology annotation, cellular component: 1,3-beta-D-glucan synthase complex; plasma membrane. The coding region runs from base 49 to 6810 and encodes 2253 amino acids. The record is from RefSeq and is a predicted model, not a curated record. The transcript is spliced from 4 exons. NCBI's taxonomy places the organism in Eukaryota, Oomycota, Saprolegniomycetes, Saprolegniales, Verrucalvaceae. Gene Ontology annotation, biological process: transmembrane transport; (1->3)-beta-D-glucan biosynthetic process.
AGUAAGGUAGUUCCCGAAAGGUGCUGGGUGGAGGUGCGAACGACCACGAUGGCAGCUCAACAACGGCGGGAGAAGUCUCGGAUAACGAGCCAGAGACAAGGCUCGUCGCGACGAGCUGCGAAGGAGAACUACUUCGAUAUCCAAAGCUUCGGCGACGAUGACACGAGUCACGGGAUGCUCCAGUCCGACCUACGUCGUAGCGUGAUGCGACUAGACAACGGCCACAACGGCGGUGUGUUUGAACGCCUCCAGCGUCUACUUGGGUUCCAAUCGGCCAGCAUGCGAAACCAAAAGGAGCACAUGGCCGUGCUCCUCGCGAACAAGCAGUUUCGGUUAGCUCAACAGGGAUCGUCGGACCCGUCUGGCGACGCCCUCAAGCAGCUGCACAAGCAAGUUUUCUUGAACUACACGAAGUGGUGCCGCUUUCUCCAAAUCAAGCCAAAGUGGGUCUCCGACAUGGAAACGCAGGCUGCGCUCUUCUUCUUGAUCUGGGGCGAAGCAGGGAACUUGCGCUUCAUGCCCGAAUGUCUUUGCUUCUUGUACCACCAAAUGGCGUCCCGUCUCGAGAAGCUUGACGCGACCCAACAGAAACCCGAGUUUGCCCCUGCCGACAACGCGUUUCUGAACUUCGUUGUCAAGCCCAUGUACAACGUCGUGGCCAAGAUGAACCCAAGUCUUCAGAAGAAAAAGUCCAAGGCCGCAUCGCACCUCGACCACAAGAACGUAACCAACUACGACGAUGUAAACGAAUUCUUCUGGAAGCCAGAGUGUCUGCGGUUCGAUGAAACCACCGUCGCCCGCGCUUUUGAACAUCGCGAGGCUAAAACGUUCAAGGAGCGCCGAUCGUUGCUGAACCCGUUCCUCGCGUUCUACCGCAUCUUCUUCUUCCUUCUGGUUAUGCUUCACGUUCUGAUUGCAAUCGCGUAUGUGGCCGUGAAGAGCCGCCCGCAGAACGAAAAGGGUUUUGCCAUGUACAGCAAACUAUUCAGCCCUGCCAUCGCGAACCUACGCAACCAAGCGUUGCUCAGCAUCGGGAUCACGUACGCGGGCUUAUCGGUGCUAAAAGUUAUCCUGCAGGUGUGGAUCGACGGCGUCCUGAUCUUCAGCCACAAGGCGUACGCGCUGUCGUUGUACUGCCGCCUGUUCUGGCACGCCUUGUUUCUUGGUGUGUUUUCGUGCAUCGUGACAUCCCCGUUUGAGAAUGUGCCGGUUUUGAACAUGAAAUUCCUCGACGCGGGCGGUAUCAUCAUCGGCAUUUACGCCCUGCCCGUUGUGCUCGCCGCCAUCCUCAACAUGUGCAAGAGCCUCACGUCCAAGUGGUCGUGGUUGCGUGUACUCCAAGGGUCCCGCGAUCAGUACAUUGGCCGCGACAUGGGCCAAAAUGCUGGCGACUUUGUGAAGUACAGUGUGUUUUGGGUCCUGCUCUUUGGCCUCAAGUUUCUGUUCAACAUUGAGCUCAUGAUUCGACCGCUCGUCAUUCCAAGCAUCGAGCUCUUUGACCUGGACGUUGUGCAGAAAAAGGGACUCAUCGCGGGCUACCACAACAUGGCGUUUAUCAUUGCGCUGUGGGCGCCAAUGAUACUGGUGUACUUAUACGACACCCAGAUUUGGCUCGCGAUUUUUCAAUCGAUUGUCGGUGGGUACAUGGGCAUCCGCAUGAAGAUUGGCCACUCGUCCCGUGUGAUUCAAUUCAUGGACCGCUUGAAGGGUGCCCCGUCGCUCUUUGACAAGAAGAUCGUGUCGAGUGUCGCGCGUGGCAUUUUGACUGGCGGCGAUGCCAAGCUGAGCUCGCCGGAGACCCAGGCCCGUCUGCGCUUUUCAGUCGUGUGGAAUGAGUGCGUGAGCAGCUUUCGCCUGUCGGAUCUGAUCGAUCACCGCGAGUCGGCAAUCCUGCAGUAUCAAAUUUCGUCGGCUGGUCAAGUGGACGACCCGAUCUUCUUGCUCGCUGGGAAGGCGUCGAAUUCGUGUGACGUGGUUGGCCGUGCUGGCAAGUGGAACUCGAAGCUCCAAAAGACGCUUGAAAAGGAUGGCCUGUAUGAAGUUGCACUCAAUUCGGCCCAACUUGGCAUUCAAAUCCUCCAGAAACUGCUUGGCCACCACGACUCGGCGCUCGAAGUGCUGCAUUUCCUGAGCGAGAAACCCCAAGAAGCGUUGCAACGUGCCAACUUGACGCAUGUGCCUCAACUGCGGGAAAACUUUGUGGACCUCUUGGCUUGUCUUUUGGACAUGCCUGAGCCAUCGGAUGAAAACGGCGGCAUCGACGUGCUCCGGGAACUUGUGGUAAUCGUCAUCGAACGAGUCCAGCACUUGUUUUCAACGCUGGAGCAAGUGCUUCCAAUCGAUUGGGUGGUGCAGAAGCUCCAGUCGUCGUCAUUCAUCCGUUCGUCCCCGGACAAAACGUACCAGCUGCACUUAAUGGCUGCGCUGUUUGCCGAUCCCCAGGACGAAGACGGCGAGCGCAUGUCGAACGUGUCGGUGACGUCUGCGGACAGCACCAUGGCAUAUUGCACGCGCCUCUUCUUUUUGCUGACGUUGGACAUUGCGGAUGCCAUGCCUCGGUGCGCGGAAGCUCAGCGUCGCAUGAGCUUCUUUUUGAAUUCGCUCAACAUGCAGAUUGCCAAAGUCGACGCGAUCCAGUCGAUGCAUUCGUUCUCAGUCGUGACGCCUUACUACAACGAAGCCGUGCUGUACUCGUUGGAGGAACUGAAUGGUCGCGUGGACCUCAACCCGUUGUUUCGCAAAGUUGAAGAGAAGGCAACCAAGAACAAGGUUGGCCGCGCCGACUUGAGCAUUCUCAAAUACCUCAUCACACUGCACCCCGAAGAGUGGGAGAACUUUUUGGAGCGCAUGAACGCGACGACUAUGGAAGAAGCGCUCGCGACGUCCCCGAUCCAAGUGCGUUUGUGGGCGUCCAUGCGCGGUCAAACGCUGGCGCGUACUGUCCACGGCAUGAUGUUGUACGAAGAUGCAAUCAAGAUGCUCCGUUGGCUCGAGAUCGGAAGCGACCAAACGAUUUCCCACGAAGACAAGAUUCAGCAGAUGGACGACAUUGUCGGGAUGAAGUUUUCGUACAUUACGUCGUGCCAGAUUUACUCGGAGCAAUGCCAGAAAAACGACCCGCGGGCCGCCGACAUUGAUUUGCUCAUGCGCAAGUACACGAACUGGCGUGUGAGCUUCAUGGAGGCUGUGCCUGGUCAACACGGCGAGCCUGACCGGUACGACUGCGUCCUCGUCAAGUCGGACGGCGAGGAAAUUGUCGAAGUCUACCGGUACGAAUUACCAGGACACCCCAUCGUUGGCGAAGGGAAACCCGAGAACCAAAAUAUUGCGUUGCCGUUCACCCGCGGCGAGUACAUCCAAACGAUCGACAUGAAUCAAGAACACUACUUUGAAGAAGCGCUCAAGAUGCCCAACUUUUUGGCGUCGGGCCAGGGGGCGCAGAUUAUCGGGAUGAAGGAGCACAUUUUCACGGCCAAGGCGUCGUCUCUCGCGCGGUUCAUGACGCUCCAAGAACUCGUGUUUGUGAGCUUGACCCAGCGUGUGAUGGCGAACCCGUUGCAGACGCGUAUGCAUUACGGACAUCCUGAUGUGUUUGACAAGCUGUACGUCAUGACAAACGGGGGCGUGUCGAAAGCGUCAAAAGGAAUCAAUUUGAGUGAAGAUGUUUUUGCCGGGUACAAUUGCGCCCUCCGCGGCGGCAAGGUCGUUCACUUGGAAUUCAUGCAGUGCGGCAAGGGGCGCGAUGUCUCGCUGAGUCAGAUCAACGCGUUCGAAGCCAAGCUCGCCAACGGAAGUGCCGAAAGUUCGCUGACCCGCGAUGCCCAUCGCAUGGGGACUGGCAUGGACUUCUUCCGCCUGAACGCCAUGUACUACUCGCACAUGGGGUUUUACAUUGCCAACUUCAUGACGGUCGUCUGCGUGUACGUGUACGCGUACUCGAAGCUGUACGUGGCUCUCCACCCUGAAGUCGAGCUGGAAGUGAUCAAAGUGUCUGCCGACUUCGACAACUUGGCCGACGUGUUGAAUACCCAGUUCAUUUUUCAGUUUGGGAUGCUCAUGACGAUUCCGCUCAUGGCGACAUUGAUUGUCGAAGUCGGCUUACGUCAAGCGGCCAUCAACUUUUUUGAGCUCCUCGUGACCCUUGGUCCGGUGUUUUACAUCUUCGAGACGGGCACGAAAGCGCAUUUUUACGACGUGGCGAUCCAGCGCGGGGGCUCCAAGUACCGCGGCACUGGUCGUGGUUUUGCCAUCACUCGCAACACGUUUGUGAGCUUUUUCAAGGAAUACGGAGCUUCCCAUUACCGCAAAGCGAUGGAGCUCAUGGCGCUGAUCAUCAUCUAUGGAUUGUACGGCACGUUCAACUUUGGCGUCGGCGCCGAAGCCGCUUACUGCGCCAACAAGGACAACGACUGCCUCGGAAACAAACCGCUGUAUAUUCAAAACUUGGAAUCGUUUGCCGUAAACCCGCAGUCGUACGGUGUGGCGUCGUUUGCUGUGUGGCUGCUCGUCGUGUGCUGGAUGCUCGCGCCGUUUUUGUACAACACGGACGGGUUCGACUUUAGCAAGACCCGCGUGGACGUAACCAACUGGUUUUCGUGGCUCGCGACCAUCCCGUCGGACGAUUUGAAUGUGGACUCGGACUCGUGGCUGGCGUGGUGGACAUCCGAAGUCGAUCUGUACUCUUCAAUCUCGUGGACGUCCCGGCUGUCGUACUCGAUUCGGGAAUUCCGCCAUAUCCUUGUUGUGUACUACAUCUUUACACGCGAUUUUGAGCUCAAAGACAUUUGGCUUGUGGCUGCCGCGGUUGGAGGGGUCUCAUUGGCGCUGUGGAUCGUGGGAUCUGUGUCGACCAUGUGCUUUGGCAACAAGGCGCGCAUGUACCGAGGCAUGAUUUACGUCGUCGUCGUGAUUGGGUUGUCCAUCGGUGGCGUGAUCCUUGUCGGCAUGAUUCUGAACUGGGGAAGUUUGGAUAAGAAUGGCCAAAUGUACCUCAGCUUCUUCAUCUCGACGUACGCCGGCCUGUACACCCUGCUUCAGUACCUGAUCAUUUUCAACGGCGUCGUCGGCCUGCCUCUGUCCAAGUGGGGCCUCGUCCAACAACUCGGCUACCUCUUUGACUCGUUGUUGGGUCUGAUGCUGCUCGUGCCGCUCAUCGUACUGUCGGCGAUUCCGUUCAUGCACACGAUCCAAACCCGCAUGAUGUACAACGAAGGCUUUUCGAAAGCCCUGUCGACGGGCGGGGAGUUUGCCGCCACGAUCAGCAUGUUUACCGGUCUCUUUGGUGGGUUCACGCACGGCUGGAUGACGUGUGCUGCGUUUUCGCUCGGGUACCUCAACGAAAAGUCGUUCAACAUGGUGAACGAGUCGUUCAAGUAUUUCCUCGACAAUGAAGUGGCCAAAGGAGCGUCCAUUUCUGGGGAGUUCCUCAUGAAGAACCUGUCGACGUUUGCAGGCAUUGCGUCCAUGGUUGGCGUCGCUCUGGCGUGCUUGCUGUGUUUUCUCAUUGGUCGCCGCUUCACCAUCAUCACGUCGUCGCUGUUGACGAUUACGGGCGUCGCCAUCGUCGGGGCAGCGUCUGGUGCGGGUGUGCUGCUCAUUGUGAGCAUUUGCUUGACGACCGCCGGGGUGGCCAUGCUCAGCAUCUGCGUAUGUCUGUACAACUACGAGAUCUGUACGCAAGAUUGGAAGUGCAAGUCAAUUGUGAUUUUUGUGUUUGGCAGUGCGAUCGGAUACUUUGUCGAGUCGCUCCUGCUGUACAAGAUGAACUACACCCAGCUCGAAGAAAACUGGAAGUCCAAGCCGUUGAAUGUGUGGCGAGGCCAUUUCCUCUACGGCGCCAUUCCGCUUCUUCCGUUGGUCCUGGUCGCGUUCUUCCUUCCCGAAAGCCCCGUUUGGCUCUACCGCCGCAAGCAAAAGAAAGCGGCCGAGGCGACGCUGGUCCGCUUGCGUCAAAAGCACGACGUGAUGGUGGAAUUGGAUGAUUUGAAAGGCGCGAUCUGGCCCAAAGAAACACCCAACAUCCCCAUUCGCGUCCUCCUCACGGUCGCCUUGCAAGUCUUGUACGGUCUUGCCAUGUCCAACUCGAUCUUGAAGCGCGUCCUCGUCCAAGUCGAGAACAAGGGCGUUGGAUUACCGGCUUCGCCAUGGCAAUGGCAGUUUGGCUUGAUGCUCAUGCUUGGCUCCAUGAUGGGUCUUUUUAGCAUCGAUGGACUCCGUCGCAAGACGCUCCUGAAGGAUAUCUUGCCCCUCGUCGGUGGGAUGUCCAUUGCGGCCUUGGCUCUGGAAAAGAUCAACACAAAGGACUCGCCUGUUGUCGGGUCGUUCCUGGACGUCGCGCUGUUCAUUUUGUACUUUACGGUCGCGUUUAGUUUAGCCACGUGCACGUGGCUGUCGUCGAUCGAACUUUUCCCAGCGGGCUUCCAACUGCGCUUUGUCGCGCUGUCGUUCGUGGCGUACUAUGCGACUCAAACCGCCGUGUUUGUCCUCCGCCCGUCGUUCCUCAUCAGCAACGUGAUUAUGGCUGCCGUGGCGCUGACUGUGACGGCAAUCUUGCUGCUCUUCUGCGCGAGCAACCAACACGGGGCUAUUCAGCUCAAAGGGGAAAAGGUCAAGGAGCGCGCGGCCCUCAAGGCCCUGGAAGAAGACGAAGCCUUCAACCACUCGCGGGCGUCGCGAUCGCAUUCUUUCCUGCGUGCCCGCGGCGCGUCCCGACGGUCUUCGUUCAAGACUCCCGUGAACAACGACGACUACAAGGCGUUUGAAUCGCCGCACAACACAGCGUCCGCGCACACCAAGCACCGACCCGCAUAAACCGCUUCCAUUUCUCCAUUACAUUUUGAAUACACACCUCAACCCAAACAUCUCUCGCGCAUA